AGAGUAGCACAGGUAAGCACAACAGUAGAGCCGAACAACGCGUUACACAGCUGAUCAAGGCCGUCCGCCGCCCGGCCAGCUGAUUGCGGUACAUUCAUCGCUGUUUACGUAAUAAUACGAGUAGGAAAAGCCCAGGAAGCUUCCACACAGCCUGCACAGGAUGUUGCCAUGCCAGUUGAGGUCGUUGAGGCUGAGCACGGUGGUACGCCCGCUGCUGCUACACGCCCGCACCAUGGCUGCCGCCCCCGAGCCCGUGGUCAUCCUUCAGGAGGUGGCGGAUAAGGGCGUCAUCACCCUCAACAGGCCCAAAGCACUCAACGCCCUCAACCACGAGAUGAUCCAGCUCAUCCAGCCCCGCCUCAAGGAAUGGGAAGCCACCAAGAGCAUGGUCAUCAUCAAAGGGGCAGGAGAGAAGGCAUUCUGUGCGGGCGGCGACGUGCGAGCCAUCGUGGAGACAGUGGGGAAACCGGACGCCUUGGGAGAGUGCUUCUUCCGGGAUGAGUACAUCCUGAACUGUCUCAUCGGCACGCUGCACAUCCCAUACAUCGCCCUCAUUGACGGCAUCACCAUGGGCGGUGGCGUGGGCCUCUCAGUGCACGGCCAGUACCGGGUGGCCACCGAGCGCACCGUCUUUGCCAUGCCAGAGACAGGCAUCGGCCUCUUCCCUGAUGUUGGCGGCUCCUACUUCCUGCCCAGGCUGGGGGGACGGCUGGGGAUGUAUCUAGCCCUCACUGGCCAUCGACUGAAGGGGCGAGAUGUGCUUAAGGCAGGCGUGGCCACCCAUGUGUGUGACGCAGCAAGGAUUGGAGAUCUGGAGGAGUCCCUGCUGAACCUGCAGUCUCCUUAUCCUGAGGAUGUGGCUGCUGUGUUGCAGAAGUUCCAUGAUGAGGCAGCCUUCAGCAAGGAUGCACCAUUCUCCUUACAGUCAGUGCUCCCCAAGAUUCAGUCCUGCUUCUCAGGAGCAUCAGUGGAAGAGAUCUGUAGAAAUUUAGAAAAGGAUGGCUCUGAGUGGGCACUAAAGCAACUGGAGAUCCUGAAGAAGAUGUCACCCACCUCCUUGAAGGUAACAUUCCAGCAGGUGGAGCGUGGGGCAAACCUCACCCUGCAGGAGUGCCUCACCAUGGAGCACCGCAUCGUUAAGCGCAUCUACAAGGAACAUGACUUUAGUGAAGGCAUCCGGGCUGUCCUGGUGGCCCGGGACAACAACCCCCAGUGGAAACCCAAGACUUUGGAGGAACUCACUCCUGAAAGACUGGAGGAGUACUUUGCACCUUUGCCUAGUGAAGAAGAACUUGAGCUCUAAACUUGUGAAGAAGCCAUGGCUCAAAGUGGAGUGGGAGCAGUCCUCAUCAAGAAACACCAGAAGCCAGUGUGGAAGCCUGCCAGCCUGAGUGAGGUGUCUGACGAACACAUUGCCAGCCACUACUUCUCCCCCCUGGACCCAGCAGAGGAGCUCCCCCUUUAAUGGCCCACCUUAGUUGCUUGUCCUGGGCAGGUUGUUCCUUUUGUGCCAAGCCACCUCAUACUGUGACGGUUCAUCGUUCUUAGAAGUAAGUUUGUUUUUUUGGAUGAAGCUGUGUGUGUGUGUGUGUGUGUGUGUGUGUGUGUGUGUGUGUGUGUGUGUGUGUGUGUGUGUGUGUGUGUGUGUGUGUGUGUGUGUGUGUGUGUGUGUGUGUGUUGUAACCUAAACACUUAAAAGAAGCAGCUGAGUUUGAAAAUUUGUAUUUAAGGAUGCUAAAAGCUGAAACCAGAUACUUUUGUUUCCAUUAGUUGUUUUCAUGGUACUCAAACUUCACAAGAGUUAUACUUAGAUAUGACAUAAAUUUACUUAGUUGAUUGGUUUACACUUUAGAAGCUAAUUGUUUAUAUAAGAUGAUGGCAAGUUUUUAAGACAAAAGGGAAAGGUUUGAGCAGUUCUCACAGUAUUAGACAAGCUCCAUAAUGGUGCACCUAUUCAAGAGAAGCAAGUAUUCAGCAUAAGACUUUACUUGGUGGGCUUCCCAACCCCUGACCCAGAGAGUGAAGAGGAAUGUUGAGCCAAGACUAAACUAGACUCUACUUAUAACUUAGGGAUUGUUUUUCAGUAUUUUUUAUGGCAUUGUAUAAAUAAGGUUCUCCUGUGGAUACCUCAUCAAAUCUGUAUUACAGAACUUUGUAAAGUUUUGUUAUAACAUUGUCAGAGUUUGUAUACAGCAGCACUAAUGCCUGUCCAUAGCGUGUCCCAGGGUAUGCCUGGUGUGGACCACUGGCAGGAAUGGGAGAAUGGUGCAGACUCCCAAUGAUUGUGAUGCCAUUCUUGGGUGUUCCCUUGUGUGCUUCACUCUCCCUUUGCUUCUCCCUUCAAGGCUGUCUUCAGCAGUCAAGGAGUCCUGCCCCAUGCCUUCUUAACUAAUAAAUUACUUGAAAUAUGAGAUUUUAUACCUAAACCUGACAUUUUGGAGAAUUUUAGAGUUAAAAUUGCUAGUUGAAUGUAAGGUACAAGAAUACUGCAGAUUUGAUUUAUUGUUUUAAUUCUUAAUGAAAAUGCAGUUGUAAUCUUUUAAUGUGGGACUUCAUGUAAAUACAAUAUUACCUGUUUUCUUA
This is a messenger RNA of Scylla paramamosain (green mud crab), 2583 nucleotides long. RefSeq names its product 3-hydroxyisobutyryl-CoA hydrolase, mitochondrial-like. Gene Ontology annotation, biological process: L-valine catabolic process. Bases 161 to 1303 code for a protein of 380 amino acids. Gene Ontology annotation, molecular function: 3-hydroxyisobutyryl-CoA hydrolase activity. The record is from RefSeq and is a predicted model, not a curated record. NCBI's taxonomy places the organism in Eukaryota, Metazoa, Arthropoda, Malacostraca, Decapoda, Portunidae. The transcript has 9 exons. Gene Ontology annotation, cellular component: mitochondrion.